Anopheles merus is the source of this 5636-nucleotide messenger RNA. It is a transcript of the gene Best2, whose product is annotated as bestrophin-2. The coding region runs from base 2426 to 4831 and encodes 801 amino acids. The transcript is spliced from 8 exons. Gene Ontology annotation, molecular function: chloride channel activity. NCBI's taxonomy places the organism in Eukaryota, Metazoa, Arthropoda, Insecta, Diptera, Culicidae. The record is from RefSeq and is a predicted model, not a curated record.
UCUCUCUCUCUUUCUCUGUCUCUCUCUAUCUAUCUCUAUCUCUCUCUCUUUCUCCGUCUCUCUUUAUCGCUUUUUUAUGUGCAACUGUGCACUUCAUAUAACAGCCGGAAUCGCAUUCUUUUUAUCGCACAUAAUCACAUUCAAGAUGUCACGCACAUUGAGCUUCUCGCGCUGCCAGCCACUCUUUAGCUUGUUUUUUAUAUUAAUCUAUGUUGUCUUUUAUGUGACAACUUGGCUUGCCAGAUUAAUCUCUUUUCCACCACUAUACUUUCCUUUCUACUUUUGUCGUCAGCGUAUGCUGCAAAAUAUCAAUUUUCCUAUUUUAGUAUGGCAAUUCUUCUAACUUGAUUUCUAUGUUAUGGAACCAUACCGAUCUAACAUUAGUUUUAAUGCGGCACUUCGAAAUUCCUCGGUCUUGCCUUUGGUGCUACAUACUGGAUAUUCAUACUAGAUCGUACUGGACUCACAUUCUCAUUACAAUAUGGCACUAAAGAUUUCUCUGGACUUGCCGUUUGUGCUACGGAACCAUACCGGACUCACAUUAACUUUAACACGGCACUUCGAAUUUUUCGGACUUGCCUUUUGUGCUACGGAAUCAUACCGGGCUCACAUUCUCAUUAUAUGGCACUACGGAUUUCUCUGGACUUGCCCUUAUUGUGCUACGGAAUCACACCGGACUCACAUUAACUUUAAUACGGCACUUCGAAUCUUUCGGACUUGCCUUUUGUGCUACGGAAUCAUACCGGGCUCACAUUCUCAUUAUAUGGCACUACGGAUUUCUCCGGACUUGCCCUUAUUGUGCUACGGAAUCACACCGGACUCACAUUAACUUUAUUACGGCACUUCGAAUCUUUCGGACUUGCCUUUUGUGCUACGGAAUCAUACCGGGCUCACAUUCUCAUUACAAUAUGGCACUACGGAUUUCUCCGGACUUGCCCUUAUUGUGCUACGGAAUCACACCGGACUCACAUUAACUUUAUUACGGCACUUCGAAUCUUUCGGACUUGCCUGUUUACUAUGGAAAAACUGCGCUAUGGAUUUGUAAACAGACUCGCAUUUUAUUUGUUUCGGAUUGCUGUUCGCUACGGUCUUCGACCGGACUCGCAUCUCCUUUUACGACUGUUUGUUUUUUUUUAUAAAAUAUUUUUAUUUGCACUGCGGUCUUUAACCAGACUUGCAUGCUUCUUACUGUUUCAGUUUUCAUCAAAACUAGUGCGCUACGGAUUUUUAACCGGACUCGCAUCUUUUUUUUAAAUUGAAAUUUUUUCAACAUCUUUCUGUUUCUGCAAACACUGUGCGCUUGGGGGUUUCAGCCGGAUUCGCAUUCUUUUUUAUAAUCAUUAUAAUUAUUUCGAUAUGCACUACGGUCUUCAACCGGACUUGCAUGCUAUUUUAAAAUUAUAUUUAUUCAAAGUCUCUUUUUAUUACAAACACUACUUUGCGCUGCGGAGUUUCAACCGGACACGCAUUCUCUUUUUUUAAUCAAUAGUAUUAUUUUGGGUAUGUACUACGGUCUUCAACCGGACUUGCAUUCUUCUCGAUUUUUCAUGUUCUUUCUUAUUUUUUUUUUUAGUUUGCCAAACUGCGCUGUAGAUUUCAAACCAAACUCUCAUUCUCUUUUCCCGGUCAGCAAAAAUAUGCAUAUGCAUAUCAUACUUUCUCGCUCUUACAUAUUAAAAUGUUUGUUGGGUUCUGUUAGUAAGCGUCAGUUUUGUUGAUUGGGUACGCAACAUGGCUGUCAUUUACUUUCCACGUUUGGGACAAUGCUUCGGGAUUUUGCCGAACUCACCUUUGUUCCUUUCUUUCGUAAAACGCUACGUGCUACAACUUUUUUUCCCAGACUCACUCUUUCCAUCAUCUCUUAUCUGCACGUUUUACACACCACCAACAAAAAAUCGUACCGACUGCGCCAAUUGUAGAGUUCUGGUUCGGUGUAAUAUUUAUUCGCCCGUCUUCGGCGGUGGUUCAAUAACAACUGUCAACCUAUUCUCCCUACUUGUACAUGCUGUCCCUCUCUGUCACUGCUAUUGCAUUCUACAGUGUUCAGUAAAAUCUAUUUCGAUUGUUUUGUCGUCGGAACGACAUGCGCAUCGCAACGCGUGCCGUUUUAAGCAUGAUCGCAUCGCAACACACCGGUGCGUAAUCCUUCGAUCGUGACGUGCAUGUGACAAGUAACAUGUGCCCACCAUCUUCUUCUUAAGCUCAAAAUUCGAAAGGUGCGUGAACAGUGUAAAAUACACACGAUAUUACAUACCCCUGCGCAGUGUGUUUGUGAAUGUGCCAUCGAAGCUGAUCGUGAUCGUGUCGCAUCAUCGUCGCUAGUCAUACACGGAGUCCCCACAGUCACGAGUCCUUCCGAAUGAAAUAAUAACUAAACUCUAAGCUGCUCCUGCCCGAGUACAGUGGACGUGUGCCGUAAGCAAACAUGACUGUUUCGUAUUCAGCGGAGGUACCGAACGGUAGCAACUUUGGCGUAUUUUGGCGAAUUCUAUGGAAAUGGCGUGGCAGUGUUUAUAAAGCCGUUUGGCGGGAACUGUUAGCAUAUCUGCUAGUCUAUUACACACUUAAUUUCACAUAUCGUUACGGUCUCAGCGAAGAUGGUAAAAGGGUGUUCGAAAGAAUCCGAACCUACUUUGGCCAACAGCGGGAAACGGUGCCACUUUCGUUCGUGCUCGGAUUCUACGUCAGCUUGGUUGUGAAGCGUUGGUGGGAACAGUAUCGGAUGUUGCCAUGGCCGGACACACUCGCGCUGUUCGUGAGUGCCGCCAUCCAAGGAAAUGAUGAAACGGGACGGCUGAUGCGACGAAACAUUAUGCGCUACAUGGUCCUGUCGUACGUGAUAACGCUGCAGAAGAUUUCGCUCCGCGUUAAGCGUCGGUUCCCCGGCUGGCAGCAUCUGGUCGAUGCAGGUUUGAUGCUCGAAAGUGAGCGCAAAAUUUUCGAGAUUAUGGACUCCAAAAGCCCCAUGUCGAAGUACUGGAUGCCGCUGGUAUGGGCUACAAACAUCAUCAAUCGCGCGCGCAAGGAUCAGCUAAUCCCGUCUGAUCAUAUCGUGCAGACGCUCUUGAUGGAGCUCUCCGACAUUCGGCGUAGGUUGGGUGGUUUGAUCGGUUACGACACGGUGUGCGUACCACUGGUUUACACCCAGGUCGUGACACUUGUGCUGUACUCGUACUUUACCGCUGCCAUCAUGGGUAGCCAGAUGAUCCCUACCUACGAUGCGGCGAGCGGCACAUACCAAGAGCUGGAUGUGUUCUUUCCACUCUUCACGGUGCUACAGUUUGUGUUCUACGUGGGAUGGUUGAAGGUGGCCGAGGUGCUGAUCAAUCCAUUCGGCGAGGAUGACGAUGACAUCGAAUUGAAUUGGCUCAUCGAUCGACACAUUAAGGCAUCGUACAUGAUUGUAGACGAGAUGCACGACGAACAUCCGGAGUUGCUGAAAGAUCAGUACUGGGAGGAGGUCGUACCGAAAGACCUACCGUACACUGUCGCAUCCGAGCAUUACCGGCGCGAGGAGCCGAAAGGAUCGGCUGAACACUACAAGGUGAAGGAGGCGGAUGCGGUCUACGCAAACAUCGGUGCCGUCGGUGGGAAGCGCAUGAUGAACGACGAGAUGUACGCUGACUAUGAAAGCGUAGACACUCCAAUGGCAGAACGACGGAAGGGAUGGCUUGGAAAGGUCAGUCGCAUGGGAUCGGGACGAAGUUCGUCAACUGCUUACUCGUCCGGUGGUCUUUUUGCGCGCAAUCGACACAAUUCUGUCUACUCCAGCCCAGAAGCAGGCCUCGGUCAACCCAUUGUCACAGGGGCUCCAGCCCCUAAGGUCAGCUUGUAUGAUCGGUUCGUGAACCGGAAGUCUGGUCGACACGCGAGACAAAUUAUUAAGCAAAAUUCGAAGCUUAGUCUCAACGGAUCAGUCAUAUCGAACGUACCGCAAAAAGCGCGCCCACGAAUACCGACACCAGACGUGACGAAGGAAAGCCGUGUCGCACCACCCGGUACAGUAACGACAAGUACCGCCAACAUUGCAUCUGGUGUUGCACUGAUGGCGACUCAGCUUGCAAACAAUCCCUCUAUCUAUCCGGCAUCCACGGCCACGCUCAACAACAACGAAGUUCCAGUGGUCGGGACACUUUUAUUAGCACCGAUCAAAGAGCUAGAUUCCAGCUCGACGACCAACACUUUACACUCAGGCCAAUCCGCAACGGCUUCCCUGGCCAAAUCAAUCCUUCCAUCAACACUCAAGAGUUCCGAGCAAACGUUUUCACGUUCUCGUCCCUACUUUGCAGUGUCCCCGUUUGGGAAGGAUGGCACCAAUCUUGAGCUCACACUGACCAACUCAUCCUCGUUGGGUGGGUCACCCAAUCCACUCGGAGGCAACACCGUCAUUGUCCUUCCGGCAACAACUACUGCAGUGGCUGUUUCCGCCAACGGUACUACAGUGACCGGUACUAUUCCGAUCACGGCCGGACCGGGAAGGUCGCACGACACAACCGACGCUAGUACCGGCAUCAGAAGCACUUCGCUAGCAUCGGGUGUGCUAGUACCGAAAACGGACGCCCUGUUGCCCAUUUCGCUUACCUCUAUUCCGCUCUCGUUUACGGUGACGCCCGUUACAAACACCAGCAGUAAUAGCAACACCAGCACUACCACCACCACUGGCGGCACGAUCAUUACCGAGCUACCGUGUGACAACGGUGAGAUCAGUACGAGCGUCACGAUGAGUAACGAAAAAAACCGCCAACCACCUUCCAGCACUGCGGACAGUUCUUCCUCAGCCGCAUCGACACUAAGCAAACGGAAGCCAAAGCAUGGCGAGGUUUACGUUUAGAAGACUAGCAAACACACACAGGAUUAAUUGUACUAUAGACAAACAUAGCAAAAUUUAACACAGAAUGAAGGUUCAGCAUAGAAGCAAACGUGAAGAGAUGUGCCAAUUACAAAUUUUCCUAUUUCUGUAUCACUAUUAACACAUUCGACCCGUGAAUCCGUGCUGGAAAGCGACUUACAAAGCCACUGAGCGCUGUGUAUUUGUUCUAGAAAUCGCUGAUACAAAGUAUUGUUUGUUUUAUAAGAAAGUAAGUUACACGUACACGUGAAAGUAAAAUAAGUGUAUAUUUUUACAGUAGCAAAGAAGACAAUCAGCAGCUAGUUUUGUUCUUUCUUGGAUCAUCAUUCAAACACGCGUAUAAAUUAAGCUCGCCAGAAGUUAAGACGCACGAUUGUUCGUCAAUCGUCUUAAUACAAUUCCGUCCAUCUUUUGCCUUGCGAUAUAUGCAUUUGAAAUGUAUUUUAACUAAUUGAUAUACGUGUUACCACGAUAAAGAAGGUAGACCGAGCAAACUUGUUUUAUAUUCGGAUCGGAUUGAAUCUGGCUGAUAAUGGCCAUAUUUUACCAGCCCUAUUGAAACUUUCCUCCCAUUGCGCAUCGUAGGAAAGUUAUAUAAAAAGGUAGUGUUUAGCAUUUUAAAAACAAAUUUUGUACCAACUGAGAACCGUAAAUGGCAAUCUACCAUCUAGGUAUAAACAAUUUUUAAAUAAACGUGAUCAGGAUAUUUUAAUAGGUGUCCUUUACUUUAGCAGACCAUUUACUUUACAAUAAAUAUCUGGAAUUUCCAGAACAUACUUCUGGAUUU